Brachypodium distachyon (stiff brome) is the source of this 840-nucleotide messenger RNA. RefSeq lists its product as uncharacterized. Lineage: Eukaryota; Viridiplantae; Streptophyta; Magnoliopsida; Poales; Poaceae. The coding region runs from base 37 to 840 and encodes 267 amino acids. The record is from RefSeq and is a predicted model, not a curated record. The transcript has 4 exons.
GAGGCAGGCAGAGACUGGAGUCUGGAGGAUGUAUAUAUGCUGCCCACGCCUUUGGCCGCGAGUGGACAAGUAGACGGUGACCUGGCAGGUUUUGUGGUGUGGUGUGGGGAAGGUGGCUUGGCACAUCUGUGGGUGAAGGAGGAUGAUCCUCCGCUUUAUGCUCGUUUAGGCAGAUGGACAGAGAGCGCCGGAGACUACUCUUUUCCACGUCGCCCCUUAUUCCCACGGUUGCAGCCGGAUAUGGAUUUGAAUCUUCCUCCUGAAGGUUUUGAUGAGGAAGAAGGCGAAGUUUGGAUGCAUGCAAACCAGGUUACCAUGGCAGGUACUUGUACUGCACAACCCAGUGAACCAAUUAUGCAUGAAGUUCAGUUCAACAUGAAAGGCUAUGCUACUGCUACUGCUACUGAUAACGCACAACCCAGUGGACCAAUUUUGCAUGAAGUUGAGUUGAACAUGAAAGCUGUUGCUACUGCACAACCAAGUGAUGCAAGUUUGCAUGAAGUUGAGAAAAACAUUGCAACUGCUGCUACUGCACAUCCAAGUGGACCAAGUUUGGAUGCAGAUGGUCCAUCCCACAGAACCUACUUCAAAGACCACUUCUUCCCGUUCCUCCAAACAACUGCCCGCAUCGAAGGCUUCAAUGUUGUUCUUAAAAAGUACGUGAAUCCUCACAAUAGCAUCUUCCAGUUCUUUCUUCAGUACAAGAAACUACAGGAAAGUAUCGAGGUAGCAGAAGAUGAACAAGAAUUUGAAGGAGAGGACAAGAUUCUAAGGCCUUGGUCAGAUUAUCCAAUGGAGGAACAAGCUUUGGCUGUGUACACUAGACCCAUUUACUUGUGA